Athalia rosae (coleseed sawfly) is the source of this 6697-nucleotide messenger RNA. It is a transcript of the gene SCAP, whose product is annotated as sterol regulatory element-binding protein cleavage-activating protein. NCBI's taxonomy places the organism in Eukaryota, Metazoa, Arthropoda, Insecta, Hymenoptera, Athaliidae. Bases 874 to 4833 code for a protein of 1319 amino acids. The record is from RefSeq and is a predicted model, not a curated record. Gene Ontology annotation, cellular component: Golgi membrane; endoplasmic reticulum membrane. Gene Ontology annotation, molecular function: protein binding; sterol binding. The transcript has 13 exons. Gene Ontology annotation, biological process: SREBP signaling pathway.
CGGAGCAAGAGAGCCAUUAUUUAGAGCUCUGCUUGGAACGAGUUGUUGUCAGCAAGGCUUACCGCCGAAUCCGAAGCGUUUAAAAAUACAUUUGCGGUUGUGCCCGCAUGACGUGUGUUGAGUAGGCUGUAGGUGCGUUCACAGUUCACAGUAGAGUCAAAUGAGUGUGUGUUCUUUUAUCCGCCGUUACUCCAUGUCGUGCGUGGUGUGAGUUGGAGCAACUUGAAUCGUGCACUUUGAAGCGACUAACCAGGUCUAGUCGUUGCAGCGCAUAUACCUAGUGAAAAGUUUUACUUGAAUAUCCCAGGUUCUGUUUGUCAUUCAUCAACUGGUGACUACGUGCAGUCGAUGAUCUCGAGGCUUCACAAUUAGUGAUCUGUGGUGUGCGAUCAUUUUAAAACCACGUGUGGAAUACUCGGAGUGACAUAAGUGCGCAGUGGCUCUUUACCAUAGUUUUUUGAACUUUGGUUGUGAACAUCGGAUUUCAGACAAGAACAGUCGUCACUCAUAUUAUACUGUCCCAACUACGGCUGUCAACCACCCUAUUCCUUCUAUACAUCCAUCUCCAAAACAACAUAACAUAACCACAUUGCAAACAUAACCUUUCACCAGCUUCCACGGAAAUACCACGGUGUAAUUCUCUACGCCGAGAGUUAUUUUUAAUUUCUGUAAGACGUUAUAAACUUGCCAAUCCAAGGUCAAUUGCGCAAUUCGGAAUAGGAGAUUUAUCAAAAAAUGCAGCGUAUGUUUACUUGCUCCAAAUUUUGAUUUUUUCCCACAACUAUCGACUACCUUUCUAAUUUCUGCCCUUUUGACAUAAAAGAAUAUUCCGUUUCAACGUUGGACAUGUUGAUGAGGUGGUCCUGAUGUGAGAUGUCCCGUAGCCUGCCAGAUAGAGUGGCAGGGCUCUAUUAUGCCCAUGGCCUAUUUUGCUCUUCACAUCCCAUUGCUGUCAUUUCGUUGGCAAUAUCUGUCAUUCUUAUUUGUUGCUAUCCUCUGGUAAAUCUUCCCAUGCCAGGGAAUGCCCCACGCACAGUUAUAAAUCAUACAGAGGUGCCCAUAAAUGGUUCACAUAGUCCAGCACUAUACGUUCAGCAAGUAUUACUACGCGUGGGUGUUAUACCAUGGAGAGACGAUCUGACUUUAACUGAUGCCUUCAGAGGACCUCUGUAUGAGAUCUUUAAUUUGUUAGAGAUCAUCCGGAACUACCAAGACCCAGAAACGCUCAAGACCCUUGACCAAGUAUGCCUUCAUGUGGAAGCUGUCAAAAGGAGAAACUCAAAAAAGCCUGAUGUUUUACCAGAGUACAGCUGCCUGGUGUUAUCUCCUGCCAAUUUGUGGCAACAAAGUAUUGAACUAUUCAAUCAUGACACAAAUCUGAUUGGCACAAUUUAUACUUAUCAGAAUCUUCAAAAGAGCAAGAUAAGCCUGGCAGAGAUAAUGUUUGGUAUGAGCUUGAAAGAAACUGGAAUAAAGCGUUAUCCUAUCCGUGUUCGUCAGCGGAUCUUGCAGUUUGCUGUAACUAUUGUCUUCAAAGAAUACGAACCUCAAUUCAUAAAAGGAUUAAAUCAGAGAUUAGCCACUUACUAUCCACUGCAUCAAUCACAAGAUACAAAUACUUCUUAUGCAUUACCUAUAGAUGAAACAUUGCAUAUAUUUUAUCCCGGAGAAUUCAAUUACUCAGAUCUUUUCCCUCUAGUCAUGACAUUUUUCGCGUUAUUUCUGUACGUUUACUUUUCUGUGCGUAAAAUUGAGCUCGUUAAAUCAAAAAUUGGAAUGGCAUUCAGCGCAAGUGUCACUGUUAUUGCUUCCCUACUAAUGAGCGUUGGAUUAUGCUUCUUUUUUGGUCUGACCCUGAGCUUGAGUGGAAAGGAAGUAUUUCCUUAUUUAGUUCUGAUUGUUGGAUUAGAAAAUGUUCUAGUAUUGACUAAAAGUGUAGUUAGCAUACCAGCUCAUUUGGAUGUAAAGAUCCGGGUUGCUCAGGGAUUAUCCAAAGAGGGAUGGUCUAUUACUAAAAAUUUACUGACCGAGGUUACUAUUCUGACAAUUGGAUUGUUUACUUUUGUUCCUGCGAUUCAAGAAUUCUGUAUUUUUGCAAUUGUCGGCUUAUUGAAUGACUUCUUCUUGCAAAUGGUAUUUUUCUCUACCAUCCUUGCAAUAGAUAUCAGGAGAAUGGAAUUAUCCAGCGACACAUCUAGGUUUCAUAUGCCAAAUGUCCCAACAAUGCGCAAACAGCAAUUCACAACUUUGUCAAAUAAGAACGGAAAUAUCUUUCGUUCUAAAUCUCACCCUAGAUUGAAUGGUUUGAGUAACAAUGGACCAACGAAUAUUGUUGCUCCAAAUACUCAGAACACCCCAACACUGGUAAAGAUACCGAAACGUUUGAGACUUGUACAUUUUUGGGCAAGAACGAGAAUUUUUCAAAGGGCAUUUAUGGUUUGGAUGGUCGUUUGGAUUAGUAUGAUCAUAUACAAUUCUGGAAUCGUUGAACACGUUAUCCGAUUGAGUGAUCCAUUGAAAAGCGAAGCUGAUGUAGAUGGUUACACUAUAGAUAGGCCACAAACUUUAGAUAAUUACAUUGAAUUCAACACCAUGAAACCUGUAGUUACAGCAUCCUCUACGCUUCCACCAAAUCAUCUAAGUGAUCAGAAUCCAUUGUCCAACAAUAUUACUGAAGAGUUAAACAAAUUGCGGCCACUGGACUUUCCUCCAUGGAAUCGACUAUCAUUGUACCAUUGGCCUUCUAUUCUUUCACUGUACAACAUUUCAUUAGCUGGGGAACAAAUAACAAUUCUUCCUACAAUCAAACUAUCUCAUGCUGUAAGUCCGCAACUGGCCAAACAAAUUAGCAAUCCAAAUGAUGUGCAACAAUUCCAAUGGCAGAGCCUUGCAACUGCUGCUCUUGACCCCUUAGAUUUUUCUGAUAUCGAAGUACCGACUAGAUCCGAAGGACGGGGUUUCAAUGCUCCCUUUAUUCCUUCAAGUCCCAUGGAAAUAUUUCUUGCUGCCCUUUUGUGUUUGGUCAGCGUUAUCGUUGUAGCAUACACAAUGGUCGUUCUCUAUCGUUGCGUAUGCAGUAGGAAUUAUGCAGAAUGGCGAGCAAGUUGGCACCAGCAAGAAAAGUCGAAUGAUUCUGUUACUCAGCUUGUAAUGGAAGCUGUACCGUUAGUUCUGGAAGGUCAUACGCAAGAGGUAGAAUGUAUUGCGACGGAUGGCAACACAAUAGCCAGUGUGUGCUUAGCUGGACAUAUUAGGAUUUGGGAUUCGAUAUCAGGCGAACAAGUUGCCCACGUAGAUCGAAAGCAGUUCUUUAGCAAUUCCUUGAAGGAUUCGAGCCAGACAAUUCCAGAUUCCGAUGAAUUGAUGUCAGACUAUGAAAGUGGCUCUCCACCGUCUCGGGGAGAAAUGGAAAUUGCAAAUUCAUUUGGACUUUAUUCAACUUCAAGCGGAAUGCACAUGCGAAAACGAAAUGAAUGUGUUCCAUAUGAUAUCAGACACUCGCCCAGUUCUUCACUGGAUUAUGAAUAUCAAAUAAAGGAGUACAGUCCUGAAAAGCAGAGGCUGCGACGAAGCGUAGACAACAGUUUCGAUUUUCCGGAUCUACGAUCAACUAUAAAUACCAACUUUUCCACAAUGAAGUAUUCUCCGGUUCAAAAAAAUUAUGAGCAAGGUUUUGACUUCGGUGAUCAGUACAGGCAGCUAUUUGAGGAACAUAGGAAAUCAAUUGAUGAAAUUCAAAAGUCCGAAAGUUCAGAACGUUUGGCGUCCUGCGCUAAUAGGUUGAAAAAAAAUGAAUUGACUGGAAGUGUGACUUCUCUGGGUACUGACAGAACAGUACAAAUUCUUUCACACAAUGUUUCACCUAUAUGGUGUAUUGAUUAUCAAGAAAAUCUCAUUGUAGUUGGCUGUGCUAAUGGGAGCUUGGAGUUCUGGGAAGGAACGACAGGUUUGCUUAAGUGUAUGUUUGAUGAUGGAUCGGGACUUGGAAUAUCGGCGAUCAAAUUCAUUGGCAACAGGGUAGUAGCAGCUAAAUUGAAUGGGUCUUUGGACUUUUUACAGCUCGAAAUUUAUAACAGAGGGCAACAUAUGGAUUGGUCUACAACGUCAUACAGGAGAACACACACAAGAACGCGCAGCGCUGGGUCACCGAUGGACAUGAAUAAUUUCAUGGCAACUAAAGAUAAUUUACGCUGCAUGAAAAUCGGCUCACACAGAGCGCAUCAACAGCCUAUCACAGUUCUCGACAGCGAAGGUGGCAGGGUUCUAACAGGUAGUCAGGACCAUACCCUCAAAGUAUACAGAUUAGAAGAUCAAUUACCCUUGUAUACGUUGCACGGUCAUUGCGGGCCAAUAUCGUGCCUCUUUAUUGACAGAGUCAGCCCCAUGACUUCUGGGAGUGGAUCUCAGGAUGGCUUAUUGUGUGUCUGGGACUUGUUAACUGGCGCGUGCAUGUAUAGUACACAAGCGCAUGAUGGAGCCAUUGCUGCAAUAACAUGUUCAGCAUCCUAUGUUAUCAGUAUAGGAACUGAUGAACGGCUCUGCGUUUGGGAAAGGUUCCAAGGACAUUUGUUACAUGCCCUUCCGGCCCACAGGGCUGCCUACAGUCCUCAAUUAGUUAUGCUGACGCAUCAUCUCCUCAUUACAAGUAACCAGGGAUGCCUGGUCGUGUGGGAUGUGAGAACAGGUGAAGCUGUUCGAGAAGUAAGGCUGGGACACAAAGACAGUUCCGUCUUUGUUAAGCAAAUGGUCGCCGUCAGAGACAGUGUGGUUUGCGAUUUCAGUCGACAAUUACGGAUAGUCAGAUUCCCUCUGGUCUCGGACAAAGUGGAAUGAUUUGGGUAAGAUGCAGUAUGUAUGUGGAGUGUGCGCAUGCAUAUCAAGUUCGUUUGUGCGAAAUCGUACAGCGUUUCAUAUGAGAAUGACACACACAGCGUUGCUAGAUGUUGGAAGACAAAUCCAGUUUAACCAAGCUCAGUCUCUCCUAUUUCACAAGUUAGCUAACGGACUUUCUAUGGUCUCACCCUUUUUUUUUCUAUCUAUGAAAAACCGACUUCUAGCAUGCCAACCUCAUUUGUCGUGUUUGAACAUAUGGUCAUCGACCAGGAGGAAAGAAAAUACGAAGUAUGAGAGUAGAAAAGAGUAAAAAAACGAUGAAAUGAAAUCAUAUUUUCAGAAACAAUUUUUUUAACGAUUGAUAGAUUGAUUUUACUCAAUUGACCCAUUCUUUGGAAAUUGUGUGAUAGAACGUGUAUCUUCUCGCAUUCCUGAAAGAAACAAGAAUCUAUGACACCGUGAAUUCGGGAACGUACGAGGUUUCAUUCUGACCCUAUAAUAUUCCCCGUUGUACAGAGUCAGGCACAUAAUUUUUAUUAGUUCCUUCGUAUCAAAUCUAAUUAAUCUACAUGACACGAGUGCCUUCGAUUAUGCAUUUUUCCCAUAAAUAUUCCCCCCGUUGUGUGUACUGUGUAUAGUUGUGCCUCUUGUGUUUCGAUCUCAAGUUGUACAUAAGAUCAUAUGAAACGGUGUAACCUAUCGAAUCUAGUAUUACAGUUUCAAAGGAAUCGUUUCUCUAUUUGUUCAGCAAUUGAAUCGAAUCUGUGAUUUAUGCCUGACAAGUUAGUAAAUUCAAAUUGAAUAUGUUCAAGGACUUAAUUUUUUACUGUUCUUACGAUACGCAACUUAUAUAUAUUUUUUUCAAACCGCGUACAAUGUUGAAGAACAUAAUUACAUUCUACACUAAUGAUCCCAUCGAGAUCUGAGACAUAGAAGCUGAUAUAAAUAUGUGAACCGUCAGAUCUCAGUAUGUGCAAUUGUAGACUGAAUAAUAAUAUUAUGAGUAACUGUAACAAAUAUGUUACGAACAGUAACGCAAACCAUCGCUUUUAUUGUUGUUAUUAUUACUGUUGACAUUAUUAUAAUUUUAAUUAUUAUUGUCAUAAUCAUUAUCGUUAUCAUGAUCAUGAUCAUUAUUAAUAUUAUUAAUAACGUCAUCAUCACUAUCAUUAUUCUGCUUAUUAUUACUGUAAUGACCAUUUUCAAUAGAUGUCACCUGUAAAUAGGUAUUGGUGGGAUGCAUACACACCUAUAGUAUCUAUCAACGACUGUAUUGAAAAACCCGCUUUUUCUAAUCCUGUUCGAAAAACCGGCCAUUUCGCAUUUGAAAUAUGUUAGAAUAGCAGGUUUCUCAAGUCGAAUUCGGAACAGCCGGUCUUUCUACGCAGCCGGGGGUAUGGUACAUAUCUACAUGUAAAUAUACAAGACGAAUCACAAGAUGUAUGAAAGGAAGAUGUAAUAUCACAUGAUUUUGUUUCAAAUGAUUCACGGAGCGUGUGACCAAAAUAUACCUUGUAAUGCUGUAUAUUAAUGUAUAGAGUAUGGAAUGUUACAAAUCUGCAAAUCGAAAUAAUAUAUAUACAUACAUAGGUAUGUAAUGACUUGGAUAUUAGAGAAAAACAAUUUGAUAUAAUAUAUCUCGCAGUUUUGCCUACCUACCUUAGGCAGGUAUGCGUAUGUAUCGCAGAUCACAGCCACAAUGCCUGCACCGCGCAGUGUUGUUACAUGAAUUUGUAUGUACAUAAAUUAACAGUUGACUAAUCUGCGUAACUUUUAUAAUUUAUUUAAAUAAUUUAGAUGAUACGAUGUAAGACAUUUCUAAUUGUAAUUUCGUCGGUCUUAAUAAAUUAUCGUUAUUACCUAA